AUGGCGGUGCGAGGAACAAUGGAGGAAUCAUAUGGAAAAUUGUCAUCAUACCUGUUCAUGUUGGCGAAGAAUAACUUAGGUACCAUAACUGACAUUCAGACGGAUGAGCAUGGCCAUUUCAGACAUAUGUUCAUGUCCCUAGGCUGCUCAAUCAGAGGUUUCAGGUAUUGUCGUCCAGUAUUGUGCGUCGAUGCUAGUUUUCUUAAACACAAGAUUGGAGGUCAAGUAUUGGUUGCGAUUGCAUUGGAUGCGAAUGAACAACUAUUUCCCGUUGCUUUUGGCGUCGUUGAUUUGGAGAAUAAUAACUCUUGGACAUAUUUCAUGCAACAAUUAAGAGUGGCAAUUGAAUUAGUCCCGUAUCUCGUCUUCGUAUCUGAUAGACACCCAAGUAUUGCCAAUGCUUUGUCCGCUGUUUUUCCAAAAGCACAUCACGCGGCAUGCACAUACCACAUCAAAAUGAAUAUUAUGGCCAAAUUUAAAACCGAUAACUUCCACGAUGAGUUUGAUAUGGCUUCACGCGCAUACAUAGUGCCACAGUUUCAUCAACAUUUUGACAAGAUCAAGACCAAGGACCCUCGUAUUGCUGCCUAUCUAGAACAGAUAGGAGUGGAGAGAUGGAGUCGUGCAUUUUUUCCUAGUUUUCGAUACAAUCAAAUGACAGCCGAGAAGGCCAGAUUCUACAACGUUAAUCCGCUUAACAGAUUCGAGUUUCAUGUGAAUGACGGUGAACAUGAUUUUCAAGUUGAUCUCCAAACUCGAACUUGUACUUGUAGGGCAUUUGAUCUAUCUGGUCUUCCUUGUAAACAUGCCCUUGCUACUGCCCGUUCUCGGAAAACUAUUCCAUAUGAGUACUGCUCAAGUUUAGAGAAUGAUUGCAUUGUUUAA
Impatiens glandulifera is the source of this 885-nucleotide messenger RNA. RefSeq lists its product as uncharacterized. Gene Ontology annotation, molecular function: zinc ion binding. Lineage: Eukaryota; Viridiplantae; Streptophyta; Magnoliopsida; Ericales; Balsaminaceae. The transcript has 2 exons. The coding region runs from base 1 to 885 and encodes 294 amino acids. The record is from RefSeq and is a predicted model, not a curated record.